Haliotis rubra (blacklip abalone) is the source of this 1754-nucleotide messenger RNA. RefSeq lists its product as uncharacterized. Lineage: Eukaryota; Metazoa; Mollusca; Gastropoda; Lepetellida; Haliotidae. The record is from RefSeq and is a predicted model, not a curated record. The coding region runs from base 229 to 1221 and encodes 330 amino acids. The transcript is spliced from 3 exons.
UAAGUACGACGAGGCCAGUGUUACCUGCGCGUACAAACAGUUGCUAUAGCAACAGGUGUUUUACGACACCGAUUUGUUGAAGGACGGGGAAUUCUGUUCAGCCUCGUGGUGAAAUAGUCCAAGCAAAGAUUUAGACCACAGCCUUUAACAUCGUGACAUGAACUUUGAUCAAGCCGAUUGUUUUUACCCUUGUCAACGUGUGGACAGAAACAUGUCUGGCUAAACCAUAUGUUGGCGAAGUUGACCCUACCUGGAAACAAGAUACGAGAUUUGACGCUACAGAUCAUCAUGUUCAUGACGCCAGUGAUCUCAGGAUCGUCCCGAGUGAGUAAUGAUACAUUUGGGCUCAUGCCGCUCAAUGCCCUCAAUGGCUCAGACUCAACGUUUCCCGUGUGCUCAGACACAUCAUCCGGAAUUGUCCCACCGUCUUACGAAGAAGCCAUGACGAGCGUUCUUUGUGGGAGUUUGGCGUUCGACGUACAAAGAGAUUCCAGAAACCCGUCACCCACGACCCCUCGGUCCCGAAAACUAGAUUCCUCGCCGAGAAGUUUCAAGAUGUCUCCCACACCAUCUCGUGUUGCCCCUGUGACUCAAAGAGAUGACGUCAUGAUUUGUCUCUCACACGAAUAUCACGAGAUUUCGCCGCUCCAUUCGUCGCCAAUUCCCCACAUACAAAAUGACAAGGGUCACAGACAUUCUAGGUCACCGCAGCUACAGAGAAGUAAUUCGGAUCCACCUCCAGCUUAUGAUGACGUAGUGAACAUACCUCGUGACGCAACUUCCUGUCCAUCUUUUCAACGCUCAAGGAGCGUCGACUAUUCGGUUGGGUCCGGAAACAUCAGUAUAAUCAGCGCAACAGGGGUGAAUGGUGUUGUGUUGUCAGAGAUUGAAGAAAGUUUGCAAACGAAACGUCAGAAGAAGAAACGCAUGCACCAUAUGAUGUGCGGUUGUGUCAUGGUGGCGUUGGUUGUGGUCAUCCCAGUUCUCAUUGUGUUAAUGACUUCCGGUACCCUUUUGUCUAACAAUGGUAAAGGUCAUACUGCGCAGACGACAACCCAACCAACGAAAGCAGAGCACCAUGAACGAUUGGUCAGAUCCAUAUUGUCAACUCAAAUCGACCUAACUCUAAGGACGGAUGAACUGAAAGACACAGGAGCCCUAGGUCUUCGAAAGGAACGUUCCGCAAAUCAAGGUCAACUCAGCAGUGUCAAGGUCACGUAAUAUGAUGAAAAAUAUGUAUUUUGUAAAUUCGUAGGUGCUGAAUUUUCACAUUUUUUAUGAAAAUCCUGCGCAGCCAUUUCGGGGUCACGGGUGUCCAAGUCAUCUGAAGUGCCGCAUCUCUUUGUGCAGAGUUGCGUCCCUUGGGCGUACCAGGAGCCUAGAAUCGUGGGUUGGAAUUUCCCUGGGUUCUGUUUCUAGGUUUGCCAGCAGCAUACCCCUGCUCGUGGGUUUCAUCAAAGUCGUUAAGGUGGAAGACCCGCACCAUGCUGACACAACAUAGUACUGAAAUGAUGUUCAAAGGACUCGAACUACAUCGUGCACAUAGAUUUGUAACAAUUUUAACAUUUUACGACAUCUCUACUGGCAACAUAUUCCAUGUUUAAUGGAAAUAUCAGAUCAUGUUGGAUAAAAUUCACGUCAGGAAAUAUCAUUUUUGUGAUCACGACUGUUCGUGCUUGUUCCCGCUUGAUAACAUUAGGUGAAUCGUAUAUAUUAUUAUGUUUGAGAAAACGGUUUACAGAUAGUUAAACACA